AUGGAAUAUAUAUUUAAAUUUUAUAAACAUAAGCACUUAAUGCUUUUAAAAGAUAAAUUACAAACCAUUGAAAAGUAUAUUGUAUAUUCAUUAAAUAAUAUUAAUGAAAAAGAAGAUAUAGAAAAUAAAAAAGAAGAGGAAAAAAAAAAAGAAAAACAAUUAAUUAACUACUCUUCUAAUUUUUCUAAACAGAUUUAUUAUGAAAUAAUAAAUAUAAUACAAUAUUCAUCUAUAUGUAUCACCAUUUUUGGAAAAAAAAAAGACAAUGAUGAAAAAGAAGAAAAUAUUCUAGGAAUAACUUCACUUGACUACGAAUUGUCUUUAAAUAAUGUUCAUGAUAAUAAAAAUAAAAAUUUUGAUUUAUUAGAAUUCUAUUACUCACUGUCAUUGCAUAUAAAAAGUUAUAAUAUUUUAUCAAACUUAAAUUGUAGUAAUACUUUAAUAAUAAAUUUAAUAUUAAGUAAAAAUGAAAAAUAUUAUAACAGCUUGUUUUACUAUCUAUUUCAUUCUUUUGAAGAUUUAGUUUUCAUUCUAAUAUUUUUAAAAGAAGACUGUAAAUUAAUAAAUGAGAAAUUUCAAAAUGGAUUAAUAAUAGAUGUUAAAAACUUCUUAAAUACUAAAAUUCCAUUUGAAAAAAUUGUUUUAUUAAAUAAAUAUUCGUUUGUUAAUAAAAUUUCUUUGAGACCAACUUGUAGUAGUGAUAUAUAUGAUUUACAUGAAUUGUUUAAGAAAUAUUCUCACAAUAAUUUAGAAGAAACUAAUCAAUACUUUAUUUAUGAUAUCAUUGAGAAAAAAACAGACGAUGAUAUAUUAAUUACAAUUUUAAAUAGUAAAAAAAAAAUAAUAGGAUUCAUAUCCUUAAAAAAAAAUAUUGAUAUAAAUAUCUUAGUUAACUUAUAUAACUUAAAAGAUUAUAAUUAUUUAAUCAAAAAUGAUUUUUUCGCUGAUAUAUCCACAUCACUAAAAUCAUAUAAAAAUGGAAACAAAAAUUUGAAUAAAAAAAAAAAAAAAUAUUUGUAUAUAGAAUUUAAACAAUUUAUUUUAAAGAAAAUAAAAAUAGAAUCAUUAGAUGAUUUAGAAAAGAGAUAUGAAGUUAAUAAGACAAUUAUUUAUGAAUAUUUAAAUGAGCGACUAAUUGAAAAUGUAGAAAUAUACGCUGAUUAUUUUAUUAAGAGAAAUUUAGAUACCAAAAUCAUAAUAAAAAAUAUUUAUAAUAAAUUACAAUAUGAUUAUGAAAAUUACAGAAAAAAUUCAGAUGCUGAUAAUAUUAAUUUUUUUCUUUUAAAUAAAUUAAUCAAUUUAUAUGCUAACAUAAGUUAUUCAGAUAUUGUAAAAGUUAGUGAAAAAUUCUAUAAUAAUUUCGAUAAAAUUGAAAAAUUAUAUUUUAAUUUUAAUAAUGAUAAAACAUAUAAAAAAAUAUAUCAAAAGAUAAAAAAAAAAAAAGAAGGAAUAAAAAGUGAUGAUGGUUCCGAAAAUAAUAGUAGCAAAAUAAAUAUUAUAAAAUUUAAUCAUGAAAUCAGUGUUAAAAAAACUGAAAAGAAUUUGAAGGAAGUUAUAAAUUUGUCUUAUUAUGAUGUUUUCCUUUUAUUACAAAAUAUUUAUCCUGAGAUUUUUAAAAAAAAUGAGAUAAUAUUAUUAUUUUUGUUCCUUGAUCUAUAUGAAUUAAUUAUAAUAGAUGAAACAACGAUAUUUGAUUGUGUUUCGUUUAAAUUAUUUCUAGAUGAGCUAAUAAAUAUAAAAAAAAAUUAUUUUAUAUGUAAAUAUAAGCACAUUAAUUGGUUAAUUAAUCUAAGAAAUAGUGAUAAAAAUGCUUUUUCCUUAAAUUUAUUUAUUUUAAACGAUAAAUAUUAUAAUCACUGCAAAGAUAUUUUAUUAAGAAUAGAAAAAUAUUACGAUGAAGUUGACUACAUUAUCGCAACAAAUAAUGAAAGAGGAAAUAUACCUUUUAUACUAAAUUAUUUUAAUAGAGUUAAAAAAAAGAGAAAAGCAAACACAUUAGAAUCAUUAUAUAUAUUAAAUAAAUACACUUUAUUUCUCUCACCUUUAACUGACUAUAUGAAAUUAAAUGACAUAGAUGAUGUUCAAAAAUUAUUAGAAAAUAUAAAUCAUAAAGAAAAAUAUAAAAUUAAUGAAAUUAUAUUAUCUCUUAAAGAAUACUGUAAAAAUAGAACUCAAAAUAGUAACACACUUCAAACAUCAAAUAACCUGUUCUUAGAAUUAGAAUUUUAUAAUUUAAUUAAUUAUUACAUAUUUGUUAGCAAAUGUGGAGACAGGAUAAUUAAUAUAACAUCAGGGUCUAUUAUAAAUAAUAUUGAUUUUUAUUAUAAAUUGAAAAUUUUUGAUUUUAAAAAUAUUAUUUUACAAAAUAACAAUGAGAAUACGAAACACUUUCUCCUUUUCUUUUUCUCUUCUAUAAUUAUUUUCAAAUAUUAUGAUAAAAAAAUUAUUCAUAACAUUUUAGUUCUAACAAAUUCUUGCUCUUGUCAUAUAUCAUUAAAUGAGAAUUUAUAUAGAGAUGUUUACAAUCACUUUAAAUUUUUGAAUAGAAAAGAUAAUAGCGUAAGCAUAUACAAAAAAGCAAGUAUAUAUGAAGAAGAGUCAGACAAUAAUAAAAUAGUUGAAAAAGAGAAAGAAAAUAAUACGAAAUAUUUAAUAUUAACUAAACAAAUGUGCUUUAAAAAAUGUAUUAACAUAGAUAAUAAUAUAGUAUUUUGGGGAAUAAAUGAUGUUUGCUUAAGUAUACUUUAUAAAAUGUUAGUUAAUAAUGAAUAUUUUUUUAAUAAUAUAAUUUUAAUAACAUCAUAUAAAAAUAAAUAUCUUCAUGAAAAGAAAACAGAAGAAAAUAAUUCAUUAAAAUAUUUUAGUCUUGAAAGUUCAAUUAUGUAUGAAAAAUUAAAAAAUAUAAUGAUAAAAGAAAGAAUAAAAAUAAUUUAUGAUAAUAUUUAUAACAUUGAUAGAGAAAAUAAAAAAAUUGAAUUAAAUAAUAAAAAUUUUAUUUAUUAUGAUUACUUAUUCAUAUGCUUUGAUAAAGAGGACAUUACUACUUAUUCCUUUAAUUUAAAUAGUUAUGGGUUAGGAAAAAAAAAAAAUUUUAAUUUUGUGGAAAAAAAUGAAGAUAAUGAAUACAAAAACGAAAAAUAUGAUUUUCUAGUUAAAGCUAAAGAUUACGAAAAAUAUGAGAAUAAUGAAAAUAUUGACAGUUAUUUUCACAAAAAAAAAAAAAAAAAAAAAAUUAAAACAGAACCUAAAAAUAAUUCAUCAAAGGAAGAAGAAUCAAAUACUUCUGUUAGUUGUAAAUCCUAUGAAUCUGACACAUAUGAAAAUAAAAAAACAAAAAAAAGUAUAUUAUGUUCUGUUGAUGAUGCUUAUAAUAAGGAUUAUUACAAAGGAGAGCCAAAAAAUAAAAAAGAAAUGGAGAAGACGUAUAAAUAUGAGAAACAAAAUGGUAAUUGUAAAAUAAAUUAUGAUAAUAAGAUAGAAGAAAAAAAAAUAGAAGAUACUAAUAUAGAUAUUCAUGAUUCAUCAAGCUAUACAACUUUAUCAUCCAGUUGUUUACCAACAACUGAAACAAGUGAUAUUGAAAAUGUUUCAUAUGAAGAAAAAAAAAAAAUUAACGAAAUAAAAGAUAAUCAAAGUAGCAAUAGUUCAGUUGUCCCAAGUCUUAUUAAAAAGAAAAGAGAAAAAGAAAAAGAAAACAUAACAUAUUUUCAUAAUGGAGACAAAAACUUAUCUAAUGAAAAGGAUGGCAACAUAAAUGUGAAUAGCAUUAAGAAAAUUUUAUCAGAUAAAUAUAGUGAAAUAAAUUCAAAAAGCAAAAUCUUAAAUAGAAUUAUUGAUGGGGUUUUUAGCAUUACUGAUCCUUUUCUUGAAAAACAUUUUGAUAAAAACAGUAAAUAUAUGAAUAUUGUAAAAAAUUGUGUUAAUUACAUUAUUCUUUAUAGUAAUAAUGUUGAUAUUUUAAAUAUGGUAAAUUUUUUUUUAAAAAAUAAUAUUAAAACAUAUAAAUUGAUAAUUAUUUUUCCAUAUGCAUGUAACAAAUGUGAUGAAAAAUAUAUGAAGGAAAAUAUAAAAGAAAAUAUUUUUAAUGAUAGAACAUAUUAUAAGAAUAAUGUUCAUUUAAAAAAUAAUUAUUUGUUUUUAGAUAAUAGUGAACAAAAAAAAUUUUACCACAAGAAUUUUAUUUUUGAUAAUAUUAAAUAUGUUUUAAAAAAAAUAUUUUAUUUAUUCCAUCUUUUGAAAAUUAGAAUCAUAUACGGAAAAAUAAUAGCUAUAAAAAAAAAUAAGAAGAAUCAUUUAAAGUAUAUUGUUGUGCAUUUAUGUAAACAUAAAAAAAUAGACAAAUCCAUUUCUAAAACUUAUAAAUUUAUAUGUAAAAAUUCCAUCUUGAUCCCAUGUAGAAUAUUAAUGUGUUCAUACAUAUUUGAUAUUAAUAACCAUUUGCAUUACAUUCUUAAUAAAUCAUCAAUUGUUUAUGAUGAAAAAAUUUAUGUCAAUGAUAAUUUUCAGACUAAUGAUAAAUAUAUUUUUAGUGCAGGUGAAUUGUGUUCUUUUUCUAAUAAGUAUAGAAUUAGCAAACAAAAUAUUUUAAAUCAUGAAUACUAUAGCAAUUAUGAGGUAGGGAAAUUAGUAAGCAAAAAAAUUUUAAAAAUAAUUAUUGAUGAGUGCUGUUUAUCUUAUAAUAUUUUUAAUUCAAAAAAUGAUAAAAUGAAAAAAGUAGUAAAAACAAAUGAUGAAUGGAAUGUAAAAGAGGAAAAGGAAAAAAACUAUAAGGAUAUAGAAAAUGUUCAUAAUAGCAUUGAACUUUAUAAAAAGUUAAAAAUAUUUGAAAUGCCUAUAGUUUGUUUUAAUUGCCUUCCAUGUAAUUUUUACUUCUAUCAUUUUCAAGCAUCAGUUGGUGAUUUAUAUAAAUAUUAUGAUUCAUCAAUAAUGGAAAAUAAAGAUGAUAAAAAAAAAAACCUUUCGGAAGAGAUAUAUAAUGUAGCAUUUUGUACAGAUACAUUAAAAAUAAGCAUAAAAGAAGAAAAAUAUUUAAAUGAUUGUUUUAAUGUUAAAUAUUUUGAAAUUUCAAAAAAUAUUGAUACUGAAGGUUAUUAUUGUAAAAUUACUACUAAUUCUUUUAAUUUAAUAAAUUCUUUCACUUAUUUAGGUUGUGAUAAAUUGAAUUUCCAUAAUUUGCACAAACUUUGUAAUAUGUCGAUAAAUUAUUUUUAUGUAAUUUUAAAAAAUAUAAAAAGUAACCCUCAUUACGAUAUUUUAAAUUUAUUAAAUGAAGAAAGAGAAAAAUCUAUUUUUCAUUAUAAGUUUCAAAGGUUUAAAGAAAAGUUAAAAAAUAAAUUCAUCCAAUUGCCUCAAAUAAAAGAAUCUGUAAAUUUGUUACUAAAGGAUAUAAAGGAUGUAGACUCUUUUAAGAAGUAUAUAAAAGAAGAACUCUUUAAUGAUUCUGAUAAUUUUUUGACAAAUACUAUUAAGAAAAAAGUGGAAACUUAUUUAGUUGAAUAUAUAAAAGAAAAUAACGAACUGUUAAAUGCAUAUUACUUACCUAAUUAA
Plasmodium relictum is the source of this 5547-nucleotide messenger RNA. RefSeq names its product conserved Plasmodium protein, unknown function. NCBI's taxonomy places the organism in Eukaryota, Apicomplexa, Aconoidasida, Haemosporida, Plasmodiidae. The coding region runs from base 1 to 5547 and encodes 1848 amino acids. The record is from RefSeq and is a predicted model, not a curated record. The transcript is spliced from 14 exons.